AUGUCCUUGUCAGUGGAAGAUGUCGGUGCUGUUUUCGAGGAGCUCGGCGACCUCGAAAGGAACUUUGCGGAAGUAGAACUCGAUGCUCUUCGACGAAAGGAGUUCUCACUGAAACCCCUCUAUGUAAAGCGCCAGACUUUACUUGACAAACUUCCCGACUUUUGGCCCACGGUGUUUGGCAAUGGCCCCGAAGAAGUCCAGCAGUUCUUCUCAGCGGAAGAUCUAGCGCUCAUUUCCUGCAUUAAAUCCUUCACCGUUGAACGAUACCAAAUCGAAUCCGAGACAAAAGGCGAGCCUCGAAGCCUCAGAUUUACAUUCGACUUUGCCGAAAACGAUUUCAUCGAAGACAAGCAGCUGGUGAAAGAGUUCGAAUACAAGCGACGAGAGGACGGUCCAGGCAGCUUGAUCUCAAAGCCGGUCCCAAUCAAGUGGAAGGGCAACAAGCAGGACCUUACAAAGGGUCUCCUGGACGCUGCUGUCGAACUCUACGCAGCCGAAGAAGCGAUAAAGGUCAAAUCUGUCGAGGUGGUGGAUCGUGAAGCACUCUGGCAGCACGAGAAACUCCGGGAUAAAAUGGUCAAACUCGAUGAAACUGAUGAGGAUCAACCAAGUUUCUUCAACUGGUUUGGAUUCCGGGGCGCAAUUGACUCGUCUGCUCCCAAGAAAGAGGGGGAGAACGGUGCUGGCAACGGUGCCGAAGACAGUGACGACGAUGUCGAAGAGAUGCUCGAGGUUGAGAUUUUUCCCGCAGGGGAGGAAAUCGCCAUUGCCUUGGCUGAGGAGGUUUGGUCAGAUGCCAUGGACUACUUCAUGUCUGCCCAAGACGACUUGCCUGAUGGUGAAGACCUUGAUAUGGAAGAUGACGAGGAUGAUGAGGAGGACGACGACGACGUACCAGACCUCAUUCCUGCUGAAGAUGCCAGACCAUCCAAGAGACAGCGCAAGGACUGA
Molecule: messenger RNA, 951 nt
Organism: Exophiala spinifera
Lineage: Eukaryota; Fungi; Ascomycota; Eurotiomycetes; Chaetothyriales; Herpotrichiellaceae
Exons: 3
Coding region: 1-951 (316 amino acids)
Biological process (GO): nucleosome assembly
Cellular component (GO): nucleus; chromatin
Molecular function (GO): histone binding; chromatin binding
Source: RefSeq, a predicted model, not a curated record